UUUCUAUCUUGGGGAUCCUUUGAGAAGAAGUCCUUCGAUAGCAGGGUACGCCUUUAUUCUGCUCCGACUGUAUCCCUUGUCUGCUCUUUGUUCCUCACUCAACCUACCUCAGAAAUUUCUGGCACCUUAGCACUUUGACCGAUCGUAGGGAAGCUGCGAUCUCGUCGCAAUGUACAAUCCUUACCAGCCCCCUGGCCUCUAUGGCAGGCCCCUAGAGUACGGAGGGUAUCCCGGCGCGCCUCCAGGCAUGGCUCCUCCCCCCGGUAUGGUAGCGCCUGGAACCACCCCGCCCCCCGGGAUGCAGCCGGCAAACGCCCAGCAGCCUGGUCGACCUGCAGGUUUCCCUCCCAACUUCCAACCCCCUCCGAACAUGCCCAAUAUCAACUUCUCCGCCCCCGUCAUCCGACUAGGUACCUCUGGGCCCUCGAAGUCUGCUACUCCGGACACAAACAAGGAGCGUGGCGAGGCUCCGGGGAGGCGGCCCGGUCUGGGAUCAGCAAGCCUGGAGUCCCAGCGUCAAAACGUGCGAGAUGCGAUGAUGCAGCUGCAGCCCCCUACACGAGAGGAAAUUGUGCGGACCCUUUUUGUCGGUGGGAUAACUGAGGGUGUUGGUGGCGACGAGGGCGUGGAAAGGAUCCUCCGUUCAGCGGGCAAUCUUAGGCGUUGGAUCCGCGCUACGGACGCAGACGAUAAACCGUGCAAAUUUGGUUUUGCAGAGUACGAGGACCCCGAAAGUCUGGGUACUGCUGUUGAAGUGCUAAAGGACGUGCAAGUGCCUGUGAAGAGACAGACGCCGUCCGAGGGAGAUGAAAGGGAAGAGCGCGAGGUUGAGAAGAGCACACUUCUGGUUGUCGUUGAUGACAGCUCGUUGAACUACCUGGAGCAGUACGAAGCCAGCAGAGGUGAUCAAGACCCAGCCGAGCGCCAGGCCCGGCUAGAUGCUGCGCGCAGUACCCUUGCUAGCGUCCUAUCGGAUUUGUGUCAUCCUACUUCUCCCACUCAGAAAGAAGAAGCCUCGGCAAUUGAUCGCGAAGGAGAUACAACAAUGAAGGAUACGGAGGGCCAGACCGAUGGUACUGGGGCGGAGGUUGUCACCAUCCCCAUCACAGUCGAAGACGAACUUUCCGAUAUCCCUCCUGAAAUGAGAGAAACAGUCGCGAAGGAGAUCGCUGCCUUCCGUGAACGCAGCAAUCGCCGAGAUAUUGAACGUUUGAAGAGGGAGGAAGAAAUCGAGUCUAUGGAGAGAGCUCGCAAUGCCGGAUCGCGUAUCAGCCGACUGGCAUCUCCUCCGCCUUCCGCCCCUAGCGGACCUGCUGCUGGCGCUAAUGGAGUUCCUCUUGGCCCUCGGGACCGUACUGUGUCUACCGUGCCGUCUGGCCCCAAGGGAUUUGGGGUGCAGGUUCCCAAGGAUUAUCAGAAGGGCGUGUCUUUUGUCAACGGGGGCUCUAUCAACGGCGCUACUACUGCCUACAUAGAUCGCGAGGAAGAAGAGUCGGAUGCUAGCGACGAGGAGUUGGAACGUCGGCGUCAGGAGAAAAAGGAGGCGGAACUAGAAAAGCAAUUCCUCGAUCAAGAACGGCGCUGGCUGAACCGUGAACGAAGCCGAACUGCCGCUCUGGAGCGUGAGAAGAAGAGAGAUAAGGAAGAGGAGGCCAAGGUCCAGGAAGUACGCGACGAAAUGGAUAAGCGAUACGGAGAGUGGAACGACGACAAUGAGGCCAGCCGUAAGGUGGACGACUAUUAUGCUGAUCGCGGGGCAUGGCUUCGUAGUCGCGCGGCCUUCCGCGCCCGCGAGAUCAGCAUGGAUGAGGCGGAUCGUGCGGCGGAAGAACGCGAACGGGCCCGGUCUGUCCAGCAACGGGAGCAGGCUCGCGGUAUGGCAGACGACUUCCUUGCACGACAGGCAGAGGAGCUGGAGACCCGGAACCAGGCACCCAGAGAACCACAGCGCUUCAAGCUCUCUCUUGGGGCUGCCGCGCAAAAGGCUCAAGCUGCCACGACCCGUCGGACUGUUGCCGAGGUGGAAGGGCUGCUGGAGGACGAAGAAGAGCCCCAAGCCACGGCCAGACGGCCUCUUAUCCCGAUCAAGUUCGACAGCGCCGCCGAAGCCGCCGGUCUCUCAGACGAGGAGCGGGCACAAGCUGCCCGACAACUGGCUGCCGAGAUCCCUACCGACAAGGAUGGACUUUGGGGCUGGGAGGUCAAGUGGGAGUUUGUGGAUGAAACAGUGGUUAGCGACCAGCUCAAGCCGUUUGUCGAGAAGAAGAUUGUGGAAUACUUGGGCGUUCAAGAGCAGAUGCUGGUGGACGUGGUGGAAGAACAUGUUCGCAAACAUGGCCAUCCCCAGGAGCUUGUGGAACAGCUAGAGGAGGCACUAGACGAAGAGGCCGAGGUUCUGGUCCGCAAGCUGUGGAGGAUGAUCAUUUUCUUCUCGGAGAGCGAGAAGAGAGGACUUUCUGGGUAAAUGGUGUAUAUGUGCGAUCAGGCUCAGUGUCAAGGGAAGGUUAACCCGUCUCAAAGCAAUACGGACACAAUCUUCAUGCCCAUAUCUUCGAAGAAUCUGUACUCAACGCAAGCGAUAGUAACUGAAUUUGAUAUCCGCUCCUAGGAGCAAACUACAUGAUUGUG
Messenger RNA from Aspergillus ibericus CBS 121593, 2628 nucleotides. RefSeq lists its product as uncharacterized. Gene Ontology annotation, cellular component: spliceosomal complex. NCBI's taxonomy places the organism in Eukaryota, Fungi, Ascomycota, Eurotiomycetes, Eurotiales, Aspergillaceae. Gene Ontology annotation, molecular function: mRNA binding. The transcript is spliced from 5 exons. Gene Ontology annotation, biological process: mRNA processing. Bases 170 to 2464 code for a protein of 764 amino acids. The record is from RefSeq and is a predicted model, not a curated record.